AUGCGUGUGUUUACCCAGGGGUGUAAGCUUCCCUGGGCAGGGAAACGUCCUGGGCUGGCACGUGGCCAGUAUAAUCAUCCUUUUGAAGAUGAUUACCUUGUUUCCAUGGAAACUCUCACUUAUGAUACUCCUGAUGAUGAAGCGAGUGAUGUCGAAAUAGUUUCAGUAAGAAGAAAAUUUGAAGACGUUCACCUCCAGAAUCUCAAUGUAGAUGAUGGAAAAAUUCAAGAGAAAGUCAAAGUUCCAGUGGAUGUGAUAGUACAAGAUGAUGCUAGAAAAAUUCCCCAAUGGAUUGAGAUUCCGAAUGUAGAUGACGAAAGAAUUCAAGAGAAAGUCAAAGUUCCAGUGGAUGUGAUAGUACAAGAUGAUGCUAGAAAAAUUCCAAGAUGGAUUGAGGUAGCACCUCAAUGUUUGCCGAAAGGUUUUCAUGUAACUUCGUCUGUGCAAGAACUGAUUGACAAUCAAGCUACUGUUUGCAGAAAGAAACUAGAGUUGUCAAAUGAAUGUUCUUCAUCCAGAUUUCUACAGUUACAAUAUUCUGGUAUUCCCAUUCCAUCAAAUACAAAAACCAUACCCACACACCAACCUUCUGCAGAACUGAACACAACUUACUGUGACAGUGUCUUUGAAGAAUGCCAGUCAGUGUGCGGGGGGUGCUCCUUGAGCAAUACAACUCUUGCAGACUUGUAUCCAGUGAUGUUAGAGACAUUUACAAGGCUCAUGACAAAGCACUCUCAGAGAAAAGUAUUAAAAUACUUGCUUGGGCACUUAAGGUCCAAAAGAUGUCAUUCUAGAAGACCAAAGAUCAAUAUCACUGUGGACAAAAUAAGAGGGUUCAGACCUUUUAAACUAAAGAAAGGACUACACAGCAUAUGCAGCAGUAGAAGUGAAGACAAUCAGAAUCCAGCCUUUGGAAAUGAGAGCAGAGAAUUUUGUUAUGAUGAUUGUCUCAUUAAUAAUUCAUCUGCUCUGGUACCUUAUACUGAUACAAAUGAAUUCAAAAUGGACUACUCUGACUCAAGUUUAGAGCAUCAUCUGGUAUCUGGAAAAGGCCAAAAAGUCUCCAUACAGACUGUUUUUCCUAAUGUUAUGGCUAGAAUGGGAGAGACCUUUGUAGCUGAAGAUGAGUUGCAGACUACUGCCUCAUUGAAGAGUUCAGAAUACAAAGAAAGUGAAAAAUUGGCUUACAGAUGUUCCUCAGAACACAAUUUUGUAACACCUGUUGCCAGUUCAGAGUCAACAGUGCUUCAUCUUGUAAAGGAGAGCAAGACUCAGAAAACUGACUUUUCUUGUGGUACCUCAGACUCAUGUUCAUCUGCUUGCAGUUCCUAUGGCAGUAAUAACACUUCUGCACCUGUCACAAACUAUUCUUCUGCGAGAGCAUCAAAUGCUUUGCUCAUAAAUCCUGAAAAAAUAAUUUCUGAAGGACAAAUUUCUUUCCAGCACAAACACUCAUUUUCCUCAUCAUUUAUGAAGCAGAGUCCUUCAAAGAUGCCCCAGAAAUAUGAAGAUGCAUUUGAAAAACUCUACUACAAAGUGUGUUCAGAAGAAAUCCAAAAGCCUUUGGUAUUGAGAAGACCUACUUCAAAUUCACAGAAACUUGAAGAGAAAGGAAGAUUAAUGAAAAGUAAUCUAAGUGUUUUUGUGAAGCCCAGAACACAGUAUGAUAGAGAAUUUGACAGGAUCUAUGAGCAAUUGUGUAGUGAGCCUGUUCCAAAACUUCCUGGGUUGCAGAGAGCUUCAAAUUUAAGGAAAUAUGAAGGAAUAAAAAUGUCUGAAACUGUAAAUGCUCUUGUUAACUCACCUGUUCGCACUUUAUCUGCAAUUCCCAGAGUUAAAAGAUUAGGAAAUUUUCAAAAUGAUCUUCCUUGUUCACCAGUAAAGCGACUGAAACAUAUACCAGAACAUUAUUUUUCUUCAACAAAAUGUCAAGAGAUUUCUCACAGAAAAAAGCUUAAUCUUCAGACAGUCGACAUGGAUUUUUUGAGCACAUAUAAUGGCAACAACCCCAGCUUUUUUGAAGAUCACAGCUGUCGGAGUCAGCACUCUGGAUUUCGUGAUUCUUCAGAUAAAACUUCUCUUGAUAUUCCUGGUACUUGCCUGCAAGAAGUCGGGGUUGCAUAUCCCCGCUCUGGUUGGCCCAGGACAAUGGCGAUUUGCAGCUCUCCCAGAAACGUGCAGAUGUGUCACCAAAGGGUAUACAGAAAACUAAGCUACACUGAUGGGAAAGACCAAAAUCCCAGCCAUACCUUGGACUUCCCCAGCAAAACUCAUCAAGGAGCAUUCAUAGACUGCUAAAUAUAAAACAUAGUUUUUAUAAAGUUUGCGCUUUAUCUGGCUUUCUUCUUCCACGAAUCAAGUAUGUUUGUAAUACACAACUAGUUCUGAUAUAUACUUCCUUGCAAUAUAAUUCUUCAGGAACGGGUUUAUCCCUUUUGACAGGGCAUUUCUUACUCAAUUUAUGGCUAAGUUGGAAUUGUGUAUUUUAGUGCUUAUAAUAACAGAAUGUUACCUAUAUUACCUUUUAUCUGCUAAUAAGCUUUGAUUCUUAAAGUGUUAAUAAUAAGAUAAGGAACAAGCUCAUUCACCUAAAUUCCUGCUUAUUCAUGCUUUCUCUAUGUCUCAGUAUACCCCUAAAAUCAGUAUUAUAUGCUAUGAUUUUUGUCUGUUAUGCCAUAUUACUGUUAAAAUUUUAUAAGCAGCUCAUCAAAGCUGAUUGUUCAAUGACAUUUUAUAAAUUUUACUGGAUUUGGUAAAGUUAUGUUCUAUGU
Messenger RNA from Manacus vitellinus (golden-collared manakin), 2771 nucleotides. RefSeq lists its product as uncharacterized. Lineage: Eukaryota; Metazoa; Chordata; Aves; Passeriformes; Pipridae. Gene Ontology annotation, cellular component: chromosome, centromeric region. The transcript is spliced from 10 exons. Gene Ontology annotation, biological process: CENP-A containing chromatin assembly. The record is from RefSeq and is a predicted model, not a curated record. The coding region runs from base 1 to 2298 and encodes 765 amino acids. Gene Ontology annotation, molecular function: histone binding.